Messenger RNA from Arctia plantaginis, 984 nucleotides. Lineage: Eukaryota; Metazoa; Arthropoda; Insecta; Lepidoptera; Erebidae. The record is from the annotation of a GenBank genome assembly.
AUGAAAAAAGAGAAGAGGCUGGGAUCGAUGUCUCCGCUAUUGUGUAAAAAUAAUUGUGACAAAUAUAUUACUUUGCCCCAGUGUGCCGUGUUGGUCAUGGCUACGCUCAUCCAGGAGAAUGGUAUUAAGGAUCUGAGCAAAGGCACACAUGGCGUUGUGUCGAACCAUGGUAUGUCUGCACACAGUGUUGCCAGUCAUAUGGUGCCAGACCAUGAAUACUGCGAGGCUGGUACAGCCAGCGGGCCACAACCGCAGUGUACGAACACAGGCGAGAUGCCAGUACCAGCCAAUCCACCUGAAGAAGAGGAGGAAACACCUGAAAUAGAUAUAAUGAUAAACAAUGUUGUGUGCAGUUUUAGUGUUAAGUGCCACCUGAACUUGAGACAGAUAGCAUUAAACGGUGUUAAUGUAGAAUUUCGCCGCGAAAAUGGCAUGGUCACUAUGAAAUUACGUCGUCCGUAUACGACGGCUUCAAUCUGGUCAUCUGGUCGCGUGACGUGCACGGGCGCCACUAGCGAGGAGCAAGCGAAGAUAGCAGCGCGCCGGUACGCACGUGCGCUGCAGAAACUCGGCUUUCAAGUGCGCUUCCGCAACUUCCGCGUAGUUAAUGUAUUAGGGACAUGCCGAAUGCCCUUUGGUAUAAGAAUCAUAUCGUUUUCCAAGAAAUACAAGGAAGCAGAUUAUGAACCAGAGCUUCACCCUGGAGUUACAUAUAAGUUAUAUAAUCCUAAGGCCACACUAAAGAUAUUCUCCACUGGAGGUGUAACUAUAACAGCCCGAAGUGUGAGCGACGUACAGUCUGCGGUGGAGCGUAUCUUCCCGCUGGUUUAUGAGUUCCGCAAGCCGCUGACGGCGGCAGACGAGGAACUGCUGCGACAGAAGCGGGCAGCGCGGGCGGGCGCCGCUCCCCCGCCGCCCCCGCCGCGGGACGAGCGUAUGCACCUGGUCACGCUGUCGGAUGACGACAACGACGCUUGGGAAUGA